ACGCGCUGGCUAGCGGCACAGCACAGAAACCUUUGCCAACGAGCCCCAAAUAUCCCCGGAUAAAAUAGGCAAAAACUUUCCACGAUUUUUCCUCAAGAAAAAAAAGGGGCCGCUGAACUGACAAAAACUAAUAAAAUAUUAUUUCCUUCCGCUCACCACCCCACCGCAUCUCGGACGAGCUUCACCACCCCGCUCGCUCCUCACUCCCACCCUCGAGCGGCUGCGGCUCCGCUCAGCUCCACUGGCGGCGAGAUGCGGAGACAGAUCCCUCCCGUCUCCCGCCUCGUAUACCUCGCGGUGGCUAUCGCGCUGCUCGCCGCCUCCACGGCGGAGGCGGCGUCGCGGCGGCCGGGGCCCGUCGCGGUCAACGUGACGGGCGUGCUCUCGGCGUUCCCGGAACUCGCCGACUUCACGCGGCUGCUGGCGUCCAGCCCCGUGCUGGCCGAGCUCGCGGGGCGGUCGUCGCUGACGCUGCUCGCCGUGCCCAACGGCAAACUCCCGCAGUCGCCGUCGGCGUACGCGGCCGCGUCGGGCGCCGACCUCGCCGAUGUGCUCCGGUACCACGUCCUCCUCGAGUACCUCGCCCCCGCCGAUCUCCGCCGGCUUCCGGCCUCCGGAAAGCUCGUCACAACGCUGUUCCAGACCACCGGCCGCGCCCCGGCCGACCUCGGCGCCGUCAACGUCACCACCGCGGGCGCCACGCUCGCGGUCGUCCGGUCCCCGGCGCCGUUCCCGGGGUCGAACGCCACCGUGCUGGGCGCCGUCACCGCGGUGCCGUACAACCUGAGCGUGCUCGCGGUGGACGGCCUCAUCGCGCCCUCCGGGUUCGACCUCGCGGCGUCCGAGACCCGCCCGCCCGUGGCCGUGAACAUCACCCGCAUCCUCGCCGACGCGCGCGCCUUCAACGUCGCCGCGUCCAUGCUGGAGGCGUCCGGCGUGGCGGGCGAGUUCGAGGCCGACGAGCGCGGCGCCGGGAUCACGGUGUUCGCCCCCACCGACGACGCCUUCGCGGGGCUCCCCGCUGGCGACCGCCUCCAGUCCCUCCCCGCCGAGCGCAAGGCCGUGGUGCUCCGCUUCCACGUGCUCCACUCCUACUACCCGCUGGGGUCCCUGGAGUCGAUCGUGAACCCCGUCCAGCCCACGCUCGCCACCGAGUUCAGCAACGCCGGCCGCUUCACCCUCAACAUCACCCGCGCCAACGGCUCCGUCGCCAUCGACACCGGCGUCGUGCAGGCGACCAUCACGCGGACCGUCUUCGACCAGAACCCCGUCGCCGUCUUCGCCGUCUCCAAGGUGCUCCUCCCCAAGGAGAUGUUCACCCGCACCGAGGCCCCCGGCGGCUCCGACUCCUCCUCCGUCAUCGCCGCCACGGCCGCCGCGUCCUCGCCCCCGCCGGCCGCGACAGCCCCAGAGGCCGCCGAGAGCGCGCGGACGCCGCCGACGAAGCUCUCCUCCCCGCCCGCGCUCCGGGGCGGCGGGCAGGACUACGACACGGCGUCGGCGCCGGUGCGGGCAACCGGGUGGCGGUGUAUAGCAUUGGUGUACCUACUCCUUCUCCCGCUACGCCUGUUGCUACCUGAGACGGGCACCACCCUCUCUCUCGCUCGGCUGACGGCUGCCGUGGUGCUGGACCUCCCUACCGCGCUGGCAUCUGGACGAGACGAUCCCUACAUACCCUCACCGCCGGGGACAUCCACGGUGAGACAAGAGCCCGGCCACAUGGGGGGCCUCCUCGCCUACGACAACGAGAGGCGAGUUUCACACGCGGCGGGAAAGCUCGCGGUGACUCGAGUUUGAGCCGAGUCCAGUGCGGCCGAUGUCCAUGCUAUGUUAACAUCAGCGGGCGAGGGGCACAUGGAAUGGAAGCUUUCCUGAUGAACGAGGUGUUUCCUGGCGGCUCGUCGCCGGCGCGGCCGCGGGGUGAGCUGGGCAGGGCAUGGGGUCCAUUCCGCCGGGAAGCAAAUCCGUCUGGAGCCUUGCCGAUAGGGAGGGCGGCUCGUGGAGGCACUGGAAGGAGCUGUGCGUUGGACCCGUGUUUUGUCGGUCGCGGCGUGCGCCAGCUCGAACGCACAUCCGCCCACGGACACGGACAUGUUCCUCCGGCGAUGCGGCCGCUGAUUCGUUUGUCUUUCCCGUGCUAACAAAGAAAAAUCGGUCGAUCUG
This is a messenger RNA of Panicum hallii, 2163 nucleotides long. Its product is annotated as fasciclin-like arabinogalactan protein 4. Gene Ontology annotation, cellular component: plasma membrane. The record is from RefSeq and is a predicted model, not a curated record. NCBI's taxonomy places the organism in Eukaryota, Viridiplantae, Streptophyta, Magnoliopsida, Poales, Poaceae. The coding region runs from base 253 to 1797 and encodes 514 amino acids. Gene Ontology annotation, biological process: mucilage biosynthetic process involved in seed coat development; multidimensional cell growth; abscisic acid-activated signaling pathway. The transcript has 2 exons.